Molecule: messenger RNA, 516 nt
Organism: Eutrema salsugineum
Lineage: Eukaryota; Viridiplantae; Streptophyta; Magnoliopsida; Brassicales; Brassicaceae
Product: S-protein homolog 26-like
Exons: 2
Coding region: 1-516 (171 amino acids)
Source: RefSeq, a predicted model, not a curated record
AUGAUGAUGAGCAACACAGCCUUAUCAGGCCACACAAGAACCGUGUGGAUCACAAACUUUCUGCCUAACCAAAAAGAACUCAUAGUCCGUUGCAAAUCCGAGUACGUAGAUAAUGGAUACCAUAGGGUGCUUCCCACAAGACCAUACAGUUUGCGUUACAAAGAAGGUGAAUGCGAUGACUGCGAUAGAGUCUGGUGUCAUCUAUGGCAAGGACCUGACUUCAAGCAUCACAAAGACUUUGAGGUUGAUAAUGGCAAUGUAUGGGAAGCUAGAGAAGACGGUGUAUACCUAUCUGUAAAUCAACGUCCAGCCGCGUUCGUGUAUAGUUGGGAUGUUGCUUCAAUAUUAUCAUCAAGAGCUUCCUCGUUGGGAUCAUCUUUAAGCUUGUUGUGGAAACCUGGUGAGUUGGAGAAUCAAAAAGCAGAAAGUGGUUUCACUUUCAAGUACAGAAUCAGAAUUUCGAGGUAUGGAAAAAGGACUACGAGAAUUGUUGUGGUUAAAGAAUCUUCUAACUGA